AUGCAGCUCGUCCACCACUUGAUCGUCCUGUUUGCCAGUUUGGCCGUCGCCCAGAACCUCCCCAACAUUCCACCUUGCGCAGUGUCGUGUCUCAUCACCGCUCUGCAAGGCGAUGGGUGCCCAUCCAUAACCGACUUCGCCUGCCACUGCCAGAAACCCGAGCUCGUCCCGAAAGUCACUCCAUGCGUCGCACAAGCCUGCCCUCUCGCCGAGCAAUCUUGUACGCCUUUCACCAACCCCUAUGAAGUCCAGGAACUAACAGAAGAACUCUUUUUCAAAAGCUGUCUCUAG
Messenger RNA from Aspergillus nomiae NRRL 13137, 291 nucleotides. RefSeq names its product CFEM domain-containing protein. The transcript has 2 exons. Bases 1 to 291 code for a protein of 96 amino acids. The record is from RefSeq and is a predicted model, not a curated record. NCBI's taxonomy places the organism in Eukaryota, Fungi, Ascomycota, Eurotiomycetes, Eurotiales, Aspergillaceae.